Messenger RNA from Mucor mucedo, 1458 nucleotides. Its product is annotated as D-arabinono-1,4-lactone oxidase-domain-containing protein. Gene Ontology annotation, cellular component: membrane; mitochondrion. NCBI's taxonomy places the organism in Eukaryota, Fungi, Mucoromycota, Mucoromycetes, Mucorales, Mucoraceae. Bases 20 to 1405 code for a protein of 461 amino acids. The record is from RefSeq and is a predicted model, not a curated record. Gene Ontology annotation, molecular function: FAD binding; D-arabinono-1,4-lactone oxidase activity. The transcript is spliced from 3 exons.
UCUUUCCAAACAUAAAAUCAUGGGUCCAUAUCGCUUUGAUCAAUUAGAGCCUGAGCUUCAGACCAUAGCUUUGGACGACUUUACAUUUCAAAACUGGGCUAAGACAUUUAACUGUAAACCUGAACUAUUAUUUACACCUACAAAUGAAUCACAAGUUCAAAAAGUUAUCUUGUUAGCUAAAAGCUUAAAUAAGCCUCUUAAAGCUUUUGGUAGUGGACACUCACCUUCUGACUUGGCAUGCUCACCGGGCUUCAUGAUCAAUAUUGACAAGAUGGACAGACUCUUGAGUGUUGAUGUCAAAAAAUGCACUGCUACCGUAGAGGCCGGAAUGUCACUUCAUAAGUUGCACAAGGUUUUGAGAGAGAAUGGUCUUGCUCUUAGCAACUUAGGAUCCAUUUCCGAUCAGUCCAUUGCUGGUGUCAUGGCUACUGCUACUCAUGGUACAGGUGCUCAUUUCGGAUGUCUCCCAACCAUGAUUCUCGAUUUGACAUUGAUUACUGCAGACGGUAGUGUUCUUUAUUGUUCUCCUUCAGAAAAUACAGAAAUUUUUGAAGCAGCACGUUGCAGUUUAGGUGCAUUGGGUAUUAUUACACGAAUGACAUUACAAGCCGAACCAGACUUUAGAUUAGAAGCGAUUCAGAAGCCAUACAAGUUCUCAGAUAUUUUAAAUGAUUGGGAUACCGUGAUUCAUUCAGCUGAACAUGCACGUGUUUGGUGGUAUCCUCAUACUGAUGAUUGUGUUGUCUGGAGAGCAAACCGUACAACUAAGCCAGUGUUACGAGAAGGCCCAAGUUUUUUUAUGGAGAAUUGGUAUGGUUUCCAUGCCUAUCAAGCCAUGUUGAAUGUCACACGAUACAGCACCUAUUUAAUUCCUUACUUGACAAAAAUGAUGUUCAAAACUUUACACUCUGCACCUGUUCAUGUGGUGGAUGAAUCAAACAAGGUUUUCAAUUUUGAUUGUCUCUUUCCUCAGUAUGUAAACGAAUGGGCUGUCGAUUGGAAUGAAGCACCUACUGUGCUCCGUAAAUUGGAUAAAUUUAUCAAUGAAAACGACCUGAAGGUUCAUUUCCCCGUCGAAAUUCGAUUUGUGGAUGAAGAUGAUGUGUGGCUAAGUCCUGCUUACGGAAGAAAAACAUGUUAUAUUGGUGUCAUUAUGUACAGACCCUAUGGUAAACCAGUCCCAUAUAAAAAGUACUGGAAGGCGUAUGAGGAUAUCAUGCGUGAGCAUAAUGGCCGUCCCCAUUGGGCUAAAGCUCAUGGUCAAACUAGAAAGGACCUGGAGGCAUCCUAUGAGAAAUUCGGUGAUUAUUUAAAAGUUCGUCAACAAUUGGAUCCUGAAGGCAUGUUCUUAAAUGACUAUUUGAAGCGUCAUGUUGUUGGUACCAAACAAGUUGCUAAACUUUAGCUUUAUUUGUUAAAUAAAAUUUCGUUGUAUUAUUAUUAUUUUUAUUAUUAAUU